Molecule: messenger RNA, 1087 nt
Organism: Drosophila ficusphila
Lineage: Eukaryota; Metazoa; Arthropoda; Insecta; Diptera; Drosophilidae
Gene: Decay
Product: caspase-3
Exons: 3
Coding region: 37-963 (308 amino acids)
Biological process (GO): proteolysis
Molecular function (GO): cysteine-type endopeptidase activity
Source: RefSeq, a predicted model, not a curated record
UAGUCACAGGUUGCCAAAGCGCGCAGACGGUCAGAAAUGGACGACACCGACUUCUCGCUCUUCGGCCAGAAGAACAAGCACAAGAAGGACAAGGCGGACGCCACGCAGAUCGCCAGGACGCCCACCUCGGAGCUGGACCUCAAGCGGAUCAUAAUCUCCCUCCCGACGAGAGAGGACACAUACGAGAACUGUGCCAGGACAGGAAUCGCCCUGAUCCUCAACCACAAGGAUGUCAAGGGGCAGAAACAGCGAGUGGGCACAGAAAAGGAUCGCGAUGAUAUGGAGGACACUCUACGACGAUUUGGGUUCGAUGUUCGGACCUACAAUGACCUGACAUUCUCCGAAAUCAACGACAUCCUAAAAGAAGUUGCUAAGGAGGAUCACAGCCAGAAUGAUUGCUUUGUGUUGGCGGUGAUGUCACAUGGAACCGAGGGGAAAGUUUAUGCCAAGGACAUGUCGUAUCCUGUGGAGCGUUUGUGGAACCCCUUCCUCGGUGACAACUGCAAGACGCUGAAAAACAAGCCGAAACUGUUCUUCAUCCAGGCCUGUCGUGGCGAGAACCUGGAGAAGGCCGUCGAGUUCCAAUCGUUUGCGGUGAUGACCAGGGAUCUGGCCCCCGAACCAGUGGCCCCCGUCCAACCCAUCACCUAUGCCAUUCCCAGCACGGCGGACAUGCUCGUCUUCUACUCCACCUUCGAUAAGUUCUUCUCGUUCCGGAACGUGGACGACGGGUCCUGGUUCAUCCAGAGCCUCUGCCGGGUGCUCGACCAGGCGGCCUCCAACGAGGCCUCCCAACCAGACGGAGCCGAGCUGCUCCGCCUGCUGACCGCCGUGAACAGAAAGGUGGCCUACGAGUACCAGUCCAACACGAAGAACGAGGCCCUCAACCAGAUGAAGGAAAUGCCCAACUUCAUGUCCACACUGACCAAAACUUUCCAUCUGCGUGUCAAGCCGAAGACCUGAAAAUCCACGGGGACUGUGAGUCAGUCAGUCAGUCGGAGGGACACUUUAACAGUAGAAAACUCUUUCACUUAAUCGCAAUGUUGGCAAUUUGUUGAUAGAAAUACACACACUCAUUUCGAUGGCA